Gopherus evgoodei (Goodes thornscrub tortoise) is the source of this 3123-nucleotide messenger RNA. RefSeq names its product tubulin gamma complex associated protein 2 (gene TUBGCP2). The record is from RefSeq and is a predicted model, not a curated record. Lineage: Eukaryota; Metazoa; Chordata; Testudines; Testudinidae. Gene Ontology annotation, molecular function: microtubule minus-end binding; gamma-tubulin binding. The transcript is spliced from 18 exons. Gene Ontology annotation, biological process: spindle assembly; mitotic cell cycle; microtubule nucleation. The coding region runs from base 151 to 2847 and encodes 898 amino acids. Gene Ontology annotation, cellular component: spindle pole; equatorial microtubule organizing center; gamma-tubulin small complex.
CCCUUCCCUAGUCUCGCGCACUGAGCGCGCGCUCCGGAGCGCCACCUACCCGCCCAUCGACCUGCUGUCCGCUCCGCGCGCGCCCCGCCUCCCCCACCCCCAUCGCGCGGCGGCGGCGAGAGCUGCUCAGCCUCAGCACAAGGUGGAAGCAUGAGUGAAUUCCGCAUUCACCAUGAUGUCAAUGAGCUGUUAAGCCUGCUGCGUGUUCAUGGAGGGGAAGGAGCUGAAGUGUACAUAGAUCUCCUGCAAAAGAACCGAACGCCUUAUAUUACCACAACUGUGUCUGCACACAGUGCUAAGGUUAAAAUAGCAGAAUUUUCUCGAACUCCGGAAGAUUUUUUAAAGAAGUAUGAUGAGCUGAAAUCUAAAAAUACAAGAAAUUUAGAUCCUUUGGUGUAUUUGCUGUCAAAGCUCACAGAAGACAAAGAGACACUCCAGUAUUUGCAGCAGAAUGCUAAGGAAAGGGCAGAACUUGCAGUGAAUGCCACAACAAGUGGCAGCACCAGUUUUACCAUUCCCUCAACCACUUCCAAGAUAUCCAUGCAGGAACUCGAGGAGUUACGCAAGCAACUUGGCAGUGUAACAACCAGCUCCACUGUACAGCAGCCUCUUGAGCUUAUACGAAAGAUACUCCGAGACAAGCAAAACAAGAAGAAUUCUGGCCAGCCUAUUCCAGUAUUUCCAGCCUGGGUGUAUGAGAGAUCUGCACUUAAUGGGGAUUUCUUAACUGGUUCCAGUUUAAGCACUGACACAACAGUGCCUAUAGGUACCUUACCCUUAGCUUCUCAAGAGUCUACAAUUGUGGAAGACUUGCUGUAUGUCUUGACUGGCGUGGAUGGAAGAUACAUCACAGCACAGCCUCUCAUAGGCAGGCAGAACCGAGCUUUCUUAGUGGAUCCCAAUUUGGACAUGUCAGUCAAAGAGCUAGUGACCAGGAUUCUUCCUGUAGCUGCGAGUUACUCCACUGUGACCAGGUUCAUUGAGGAAAAAUCUUCGUUCGAGUACGGACAGGUAAAUCAUGCUUUGGCAGCAGCAAUGAGGACCCUUAUCAAGGAAUACAUGAUUCUUAUCACCCAGCUGGAGCAUCUUCAGAGACAAGGGCUUUUGUCCCUACAGAAACUGUGGUUUUAUAUCCAGCCCACCAUGAGGACCAUGGAAAUUCUUGCUUCACUUGCCACUUCUGUGGAUAAAGGUGAGUGUAUGGGAGGGUCAACCCUUAGCUUACUUCACGACAGGACCUUCAACUAUACAGGAGACAGCCAAGCACAAGAGCUGUGUCUAUACUUAACCAAGGCAGCCAGUGUGCCUUAUUUUGAAAUUCUGGAGAAGUGGAUCUAUAGAGGCAUCAUCAAUGAUCCAUACAGUGAGUUCAUGGUGGAAGAACAUGAGUUGCAGAAGGAGAAGAUACAAGAGGAUUAUAAUGACAAAUAUUGGGAUCAAAGAUAUACUGUUGUUCAGCAACAAAUUCCAUCAUUCCUACAGAAAAUGGCUGACAAGAUACUUAGCACAGGAAAAUAUUUAAAUGUUGUUCGAGAAUGUGGUUGUGAUGUUACCUGCCCUGAGGCUAAAGAGGUCAUCUACACUUUGAAAGAGCGAGCAUAUGUGGAGCAAAUAGAAAAAGCUUAUAACUAUGCUAGCAAGGUUCUUCUGGAUUUCCUAAUGGAGGAAAAAGAACUUGUGGCUCAUUUGAGGUCUAUAAAGCACUACUUCCUAAUGGACCAAGGAGAUUUCUUUGUUCACUUCAUGGAUCUAACAGAAGAGGAACUGAAAAAGCCGGUAGAUGACAUUAUACCUACUAGAUUAGAAGCUUUGCUUGAAUUAGCCUUGAGAAUGAGCACUGCCAACACAGACCCAUUUAAAGAUGAUUUAAAGAUUGACCUGAUGCCCCAUGAUCUCAUUACACAGCUCUUGAGAGUUCUGGCCAUUGAAACGAAACAGGAAAAGGCCAUUAUCAAUGCUGAUCCCACAGAGCUCACUCUCAGUGGCCUAGAAGCAUUUUCUUUUGAUUACAUUGUCAAAUGGCCUCUGUCACUCAUUAUAAACAGGAAAGCUUUAACCAGAUACCAGAUGCUUUUCAGACACAUGUUCUAUUGCAAGCACGUGGAGAGACAGUUGUGCAAUGUUUGGAUCAGCAAUAAGGCUGCUAAGGAGUACUCACUACAUUCAGCUAAGUGGUUUGCUGGUGCUUUCACACUACGACAGCGGAUGCUGAAUUUUGUACAGAAUAUCCAGUAUUAUAUGAUGUUUGAAGUGAUGGAACCUACAUGGCAUAUCCUUGAGAAAAACUUGAAAUCGGCUUCCAAUAUUGAUGAUGUCCUGAGCCACCAUACGAGCUUUCUGGAUAACUGUCUAAAGGACUGCAUGCUAACAAAUCCUGAGCUGCUGAAGAUCUUUUCCAAGCUGAUGUCUGUCUGUGUCAUGUUCACAAACUGUAUGCAGAGAUUUACCCAAAGCAUGAAGCUGAAUAAUGAAAUGGGCCGGCUUACGUUAGAGCACGGCACGAUGUUGGGGCCACCAACAGAGCAGGAACGUGCCGAGGAAGUUGUGAAGAAGCAGCUAACUAAUAAACUUUUAGCAGAGCAUGCAGACGCCUUCCAACUAACAUCUGGCUUUGAGGCAACUAUCAACAAGUUUGACAGCAAUUUCUCAACACAUCUCCUGGACCUUCUGGAUAAGCUGAGCGUUUACAGCACCAAUGACUGUGAGCACAGCAUGAUCAACAUCAUCUACAGGCUGGAUUUCAAUGGAUUCUACACAGAGCGGCUGGAGCAUAUUUCUGCACAGAGGAGUCAGAAAGUAGUUUCUGAAGCUCCCCUUCUUCCCAGGGUCGUUGUAUCCACCCAAUGAAGAUUUUUGUUACAUAUUUUAGAUGCUGCACCUUUCGCAUCAGAAUACAGUACUCUUGCUCAGUUGUAUCUGUGAGUAGUUUGCACUUUAAACUCCAUGAAAGCUAUAAAACAAUAGUUGUCUAAUAAGAUAGUGUUUGAGCUUCUGAAAUCUAAACAUGGAAAGGAUUUUGUCACUUCUGAGAUACUUUUGUUAACUUUUUUACCAAAUAUUAAAACUGUGUGUGUUGUAUAAUAUAUAAAGAAAUAAAACAUCAGAAUUGUUUGGUCUCUGUUA